This is a messenger RNA of Onthophagus taurus, 1768 nucleotides long. The record is from RefSeq and is a predicted model, not a curated record. NCBI's taxonomy places the organism in Eukaryota, Metazoa, Arthropoda, Insecta, Coleoptera, Scarabaeidae.
AGAUAAAAAAUAAAAAACAUCAUUAAUGUUUUAGAGAACCCUUUAACCUUAACCGAUACGUUUAAAAGUUUAAAUAAACCGUGUUUGUUUUUCAUUAAGGUGGUAUUUCCGUUCUUACCCAUAUUCGUCACCCGAACUUACAAAAGCUGUUACUUUCACUUGGGAAAAUUCAGUUUUUGUUCAGAUUUUGUUAAAAAAUAUUCACAAAAAAUGUUUUUCGUUUGGUUUUUUAUAUUUUAUUUUAAUUUCUCUGAAGCUAUUUUAAACAAUGAUUGUGUUUUUUUAUUCGUUAAUGAUGCCCCUAAGCAAGUAGAUGCGAUCAAAAAAAAUUGUAGUAUUUUUAAACUCGACGAAAAAGAUUCUAAUGAUAUAAGUAAAGAGAUUUUAAAAGAAGCUUUAAAUAAAAAUAUUAAGUUCUACAUUUUUUAUAAGCCAAAGAGCUUCGAGGAUCUUACAACAAAUAUGAAGAUAUUAUCUUUUGCAACUGAUGGAUAUUUUUUUGAUCUAUCCAACCGGGUUUAUUUCGAGGUACGAUUACUUUUAAUGUUUAAAAUUUAAUUAACGAUUUAACACAAUUUUUAGCACGUGGUUAAAAAUGAAAGUGCAGUAGGUCAUUACGAACAUAAAUUAAACUUUUUUAACCCAACACGAUUAAUUCUUAUUAAAAUACGUGGAGACAUCGAUAAUUUGCAAGUUAUAUCACCCGAAGGGGAAAAAUUAUUAUUAAAUUCACCAAGUCAAAUAAUAAAUUUUGGAAAUCUUACUUUUCUAACAUUAAAAGUGAAUCAAGGCGGUCCUUGGACGUUCAGUUUUGAUGCCAAAAAACGUGCAUACGUAAAUAUAAUAAAAGAAGACGCACAAAUGCUAGAUCAAGUUCGACACAAGCGAUUGGUUUCAUCAAAUAAUAUUCAAAGAUCACUGCCAGAAAUUUCAAUCGAGUUGAGUUCAAAUUCAAAACUUUUGACAACACCAUAUACAUCUGCAACAAUAUAUUUUGAAGUGACUAAUAAUCAAGAACAAGCUGUUUCUGUUGCAUUUACUUGUACUGAUUCUAAAAAUUUAUUGCAAAAUAUAAAUCCAGGGAGCGCAUACAUUAAUCCAAAUCAAACGAUAACAGUGACGGUUCAAUUAAGUGGGGAAAUUCCUUCUGGAAAUUAUGACGUUAUAACAUUUUCGAGUACAAGAUUUAAUGCAAAAAAGGUUGCUUAUUUGUACGUUAAUGAGGGCGAGAUGGAUUCAACUCAACCGGAGGUGUGGUAUAGUUUAAUAACAGAUUGUUCGAAUGUGGAAGCUUCAAACUGUCAAAGUAAAUCUUGGGAGGUCAACAUCUUCGCGCGAGAUAAAGAAACGGGGGUACUUCAAUUUACCUCUCAACCUCGUGGGAUUUACUUCAAUAACAACAACUUUAUUAGUGGAUCUAAAGAAGAAAUAGCUGGUCAUUACACAGCAAAUUGUUGCAACUCAAAAUUAACAGUUACAGCUGUUGACUUGAGAGGCAAUAAGAAUACUUUGGAAAUUAAUUCGUACGAAGAAAGUGCACCUCUAAGUGCUGGAUUUGCAUCUGCUAUUGCAUUGGGGGUUAUCUUGUUGGUUGUAAUAAUAAUAAUAAUUAUUUAUUUUAUUAUAAAACAAAAACGAAAAGGUUCUUUAGAUUUACCAACAUAUCGAGGGCCUUCAGGAAGUCGCACGCCUCUUUAAAACAUAUUUAUAUAAACUUAUUAUUAUCUACAACUUAAAAUUUAAUCAAUAAUACAAAUAAUAAAUAAUA